Molecule: messenger RNA, 1868 nt
Organism: Aspergillus alliaceus
Lineage: Eukaryota; Fungi; Ascomycota; Eurotiomycetes; Eurotiales; Aspergillaceae
Product: GMC family oxidoreductase
Exons: 4
Coding region: 90-1868 (592 amino acids)
Molecular function (GO): flavin adenine dinucleotide binding; oxidoreductase activity, acting on CH-OH group of donors
Source: RefSeq, a predicted model, not a curated record
GUUAACUACAUAUAUAGAGAAGAAUGUCGCCCUUCUUGUGGAUAGAUUUUCCUCAAGGUGGAAAGAGAUCAACCCAUUAGCAUUCCAACAUGCUUCUCUCGUUGGCUUUUCUGAGUGCCCUAUCGCUAGCCACGGCAUCGCCGGCAGGACGGGCCGAGAACACUACGAGAUACGACUACAUUGUCGUGGGAGGAGGCACAAGUGGACUUGUGGUCGCGAACAGACUGUCUGAGGACCCCAAGGUCUCGGUCCUUUUGAUUGAGGCCGGGGCUUCUGCGUUCAAUAACCCAGACGUAACCAACGUUGAUGGUUAUGGAUUGGCUUUCGGCUCAGCCAUCGACUGGCAAUAUCAGUCGGUGAACCAAACCUAUGCAGGAGGCACACAACAGGUUCUGCGCGCUGGUAAGGCUCUUGGAGGAACCAGCACAAUCAAUGGUAUGGCUUAUACUCGCGCCGAGGAUGUGCAGAUUGAUGUAUGGCAGAAGCUUGGGAAUGAGGGUUGGACCUGGAAGGAUCUCCUACCAUAUUAUUUGAAGAGUGAAAACCUGACCACUCCUACCACCUCACAGGCGGCUGCCGGUGCUGCCUACAACCCUGCCGUGAAUGGACAAGAAGGCCCUCUCAAGGUCGCCUGGAAAGCAAACCUGGCCACCGGUAAUCUGACGGUUGCUCUGAACCGCACUUUUCAAGCAGGCGGUGUUCCUUGGGUUGAGGAUGUCAAUGGAGGCAAGAUGCGCGGUUUCAACAUUUACCCAUCCACUAUCGACAUUGACCUCAAUGUUCGUGAGGAUGCCGCCCGUGCAUACUACUUCCCCUUUAAUGACAGAAAGAACCUCCAUUUGCUGGAGAACACUACAGCCAACCGUCUUUUCUGGAAGAACGGCUCUGCUGAAGCUACUGCGGAAGGCGUCGAGAUUACCUCCGCUGAUGGCAAGGUCACUCGUGUCCACGCUAAGAAGGAGGUCAUCAUCUCCGCCGGUGCCCUGCGCUCUCCUCUCAUUCUUGAGCUUUCUGGUGUUGGAAACCCAAGCAUCCUCAAGAAAUACAACAUCGCCCCUCGCGUCGAACUUCCCACAGUCGGCGAGAACCUCCAGGAUCAGUUCAACAAUGGCAUGGCUGGCGAAGGAUACGGUAUCCUUGCCGGUGCCUCUACCGUCACUUACCCUUCGAUUUCGGACGUCUUCGGCAACGAGACCAACUCAGUCGUUGCAUCUCUCCGCUCCCAGCUCUCCGAGUACGCCGCCGCCACGGUCAAGGUCAGCAACGGCCUCAUGAAGCAGGAGGAUCUGGAGCGCCUCUUCCAACUGCAGUUUGACCUCAUUGUCAAGGACAAGGUUCCCAUCGCCGAGAUCCUCUUCCACCCCGGCGGCGGAAACGCUGUGUCCUCCGAAUUCUGGGGCUUGCUCCCCUUCGCCCGUGGUAACAUCCACAUCAGCUCCAACGACCCAACUGCCCCCGCCGCUCUCAACCCCAACUACUUCAUGUUCGACUGGGAUGGUAAGAGCCAGGCUGGUAUCGCCAAAUACAUCCGGAAGAUCCUCCGCAGCGCACCAUUGAACAAGCUCAUUGCCAAGGAAACCAAGCCCGGUCUGGCUGAGAUCUCGGCCACUGCUGAGGAUGAGAAAUGGGUUGACUGGCUCAAGGCCAACUAUCGCUCCAACUUCCACCCCGUCGGAACCACUGCCAUGAUGCCCCGUUCUAUGGGUGGUGUUGUUGACAACCGUCUCCGUGUCUACGGCACCAGCAAUGUUCGUGUCGUUGAUGCGUCCGUCCUGCCUUUCCAGGUUUGCGGUCACUUGGUUAGCACGCUUUAUGCGGUUGCUGAGCGCGCUUCCGACUUGAUCAAGGAGGAUGCUAAGAGUGCUUAG